Molecule: messenger RNA, 477 nt
Organism: Adineta ricciae
Lineage: Eukaryota; Metazoa; Rotifera; Eurotatoria; Adinetida; Adinetidae
Source: the annotation of a GenBank genome assembly
AUGAUGACAAGAACAACGAUCACGUCUGUCAAUCACGAUAACCAAGAUGAUCUGGUUCAGACGAAAACUUUAUUUCGACGAUACUCAAAAGGUCCAAUUAUGUUCAAUGGCUGUUCUCCAGCAGGCGAUUUGAUCAUUAUCGAGAAUAUCAGUCCGAAAAAAUAUUACGAUCUUGCAGGAUGGUACAUCGAACGGCAGACAGACAAUUUCCCCAUGCUUCGAUAUAUCAUCAAAAAUCAAUUUAUUAUUCCGCCAUCGACGACUGUUGAACUCUGGUCAAGUAUAGCGGAACCCGAUCCUGUUCCACCCGAAAGUCAAGACCAACAGCAGCAGUCGUUUGUUAGUGUCAAAACGAAGAUUUUAACCUGGAAUAAAGCUCGACAAUGGAGUAUUACCCGACUGUUUGAUCACACCGGACGUCAACGCGCGAUAUUCUCUCAUCGGACAUUGUCAUCCUCAGAUAAUGAAAAUGAAUAA